ACUUAACCCGCGCCCUCGCCAUUCUUACCUUCCUCCGCCCUUUAGCACUAUACCACAAAUGAAUCACGACGAUGAUCUAACGGCGUCACAUUGGGACGACAUUCUCUCUCCCUCGACCCACACCUCAUACAAUGCCGCCUCCAGCACCUAUUUGGAUCCCGAAUUUAAUGGGUUCCAGGACUUAUCCCUAGGGGACCCAGACAACACAACCACACACCACGACGACACCGAGCCCGAAUCCAGCGAAGAAGACUCCCACCAGGCUCCACUGGCCCACCACGAAGUUCAAGAAUCGUCCUAUGCGGUGGACCUGGUGACAGAGUCUCCCAAUUACAACCAUUCAUCUGCCUACGACACCGCCAGAUCUGAACUCGAGCAAAUGCACGAGUUGAAAAAAGAAGAAAGGGCCAAGCAGAAGUCCAAGCUCAUGGACGAGUUGGCCAGCAACGACGAUUUCGACCACCAGUUGGAGCAGUCGGUGAUGGCUGCUACUCCAGGGGAUAACUUUGACUCGUUGUUUAAUGAUGCUAAAAGUCCCAUCAAAUUUGAUCUUCUGGCUGAUGUGAAGAGCAAGAAUGGCAAGAGUAAACAGUUUAAACGACCUCGGAAGUUUUCUCUGCAAAAGAAUGCCAAAAACUUGAAGUCCACCCCUGCAAAAGAGAAUGAAAAUUUGGGACCUCUUGGAUCCACUGAUAAUAAGUCUACUGAUAACCUUUCGAUGAAAUCUGCUAACGCCAAGGAAGAAUUAGUCAAGGAGUCGGAGGCUCCAUUGUAUGAUCUUUCGAAAGAUGCCCAACGGGAGCAGCAAGCAAGAACCCCAGCGGCGAUUGCAGCGAUCAAAGCACAUAAUGGAGAGCACGACCCUAGUAAACCCAAAAACCAUCUCGAGAUAACUGUGGGCGAUCCAAUGAAGGUGGGGGACAUUACCAACGCACAUAUCGUUUAUCGUAUAACCACCAAGAAUAAGAAUCUUGAACCAAGCACUUUUCCACAGCAAACUGAACCGUUCAUCGUUACCAGACGGUAUAAGGAUUUCCGGUGGAUAUACCACCAGCUCCAAAACAACCACAUGGGAAGAAUCAUUCCUCCACCUCCAUCGAAACAGACAUAUAUUGGCCGGUUCAAUGAGAGUUUCAUUGAGAACAGAAGGCUUUCGUUGGAGAAGAUGUUGAGCAAAACCAGUAGCAUUCCGGAUUUGUCCAACGACCCUGAUUUCAUCAUGUUUUUGACUAGUGAAGACUUUGCAAAUGAGUCUAAAGAAAGAGAAAGAAUCAGUGGAUCUGGUGCAUCUUUGCAGAAUAAUGACAUGUUGGAUAACCCUGCCGACACCAGCUCUGCCAAUAACGGUUUCAUGUCCUCGAUCUUUUCUAUCUCCAACAAACCCCAAGAACCAGAAGAGUUUUUCGACACCAAAAAGCAUUAUAUUGAGGCCUUGGAAUCCAAUUUGCAAAACUUUUACUCUGCAAUCGAGUUGAUAAUUAAUCAAAGAAUCGAUAUUGUUAACAUUAUCGAACAAAUUACUGUGGCCAUCCAAGAGUUGACCGAUUUAGAGAUAUCAAAGAAGACAUCGGAUACUUUGGCGGCCUUCAAUGAAGUGCAAAUCAAGUUGAAGGACAACCUUGAUAGAGUCAACUUGCAAGACCACUUAACCUUGGGGUUCACCAUCGAAGAGUACUUGCGGAUAAUUGGAUCCAUCAAGUAUGUGUUUGAUCAAAGACUAACAAUCUACGAGUCGUACCAAAACAACUUGAGCGAUUUAAACAAGAAAAAAACCCUGUUAACUAAGUACAAGCUGAGAAAUCAAGUCGAUAAGAUAAGUCAACUCAACUUUGAAAUCGACAAAUUACAGACUAAAACCGAUAGUUUUGAGAAGAGAUUCAAGACCAUUAGCGACACAAUAAAACAGGAGCUUGAAAACUUUGAGCUUGAAAAAAUUGACGAUUUCCGUAACAGCGUGGAAAUCUUCAUAGAGAGCUCCAUUGAGUCUCAGAAGGAAAGUAUUGAGUUAUGGGAAACAUUCUAUGAACGACAAAGCCUAUCUUCCUACUAAAUUUCCCAUCUAUUAUUUAGUAAAUACAAUAUAACCGCAACUUACUGACCAGAUAAUGACUCUAUACCACAUCAAAAUUAACUUAACCACUUGAACAUAAUCUACCCCUUUUCUAUUGUGUUUUUCACUAAAACCGCUUAGUGAAAAAUUUUUAGCGGCUGUAAUUGGAGGACGGGCUAAAAUAAUAUCAAUACUGUUAGACCAAAUUUCCCACUAAAACAUAAUUGAUAUUAAUUCAGACACUAAGGUGCAGGCAAAUGGUGCUAUUGAAAGUCGGUAACAAUGUAACUUUUA
Molecule: messenger RNA, 2344 nt
Organism: Yamadazyma tenuis ATCC 10573
Lineage: Eukaryota; Fungi; Ascomycota; Pichiomycetes; Serinales; Debaryomycetaceae
Gene: vps5
Product: sorting nexin 1
Biological process (GO): protein retention in Golgi apparatus; retrograde transport, endosome to Golgi
Cellular component (GO): endosome
Molecular function (GO): phosphatidylinositol binding
Source: RefSeq, a predicted model, not a curated record